Nerophis lumbriciformis (worm pipefish) is the source of this 3671-nucleotide messenger RNA. The record is from RefSeq and is a predicted model, not a curated record. NCBI's taxonomy places the organism in Eukaryota, Metazoa, Chordata, Actinopteri, Syngnathiformes, Syngnathidae.
ACCCAGUGAAGACAGGAGGAGGAACACAAGAAGGGUGGAAACAAGAAGAAAGUAGGUAGAUAGAUAGAUAGAUAGAUAGAUAGAUAGAUAGAUAGAUAGAUAGAUAGAUAGAGACUUCCUUUCAUCAGUGGGGAAGGAGGGAUGCGUCAUGAAGUCGCAGCAGAAAUGCAUCGUGAUCUUUGCCCUGCUGUGUUGCUUCGCCGUGCUGGUGGCUUUGAUCUUCUCCGCCGUGGACAUUUGGGGCGAGGACGAGGACGGAAUCACGGAGGACAACUGCAGCAGGGACUGCAGAGUUGUUCUGGUGGAGAACAUCCCGGAGGACGUCACCUUCCCAAACAACACCGUGUCACACCUGCCGCUCUCGGCGGGGCUCUUCAACUUACUGGAUCAAGCCGUCCGCGUUGUGGAGAUCGUGUCACCGCUGUGGCUCCUCAACUCCUCCGAAUACGAGUCCAGCUUCCAGCCUGCUGCCAGACAGGGCAGACUUCUGCUGUCCCGGCUGCUGGCGCUCAAGGCUAGGAAAGUGCAGCUGAAGAUCUCCAGCGGGAUCACAGAAUCGACAGAGCUGAAGAUACUUGCCAAAGCAGGUGCCGAGGUUCACUUUGUGAACACCACAGUGCUGACCAAGGGUCACCUCCACUCAUCCUUCUGGGUGGUCGACAAGAGACAUUUCUACCUUGGCAGCGGCAGCAUGGAGUGGAGAUCCCUGGCGACUAGGAAGGAGCUGGGCGUGCUGGUGUACAACUGCAGCUGUCUGGCUUUAGACCUCCACAGGGUGUUCAACAUCUACUGGGGGCUCCAGUCCAAAGAAUUCAUCCCCUCUUUCUGGUCCAAGCGCCUAUAUGCCCUCUUCAACAAGGACUCCCCUCUGAAGCUCAACUUCAACAGCACGGAGGCCCAGGCAUACGUCUCUACCUCCCCUGAUGUCUUCAUUCCUAAAGAUCGGAGCAGUGACCUGGAAGCCAUUUCCCGAGUCAUUAAAGAUGCCCGUUACUUCAUAUACAUCUCCAUCACAGACUACCUGCCCCUCCUCAACACCAGCACUUACAGGUACUGGUCUCGCAUUGACGGCUUUAUUCGGGAGGCUCUGAUCCUCAGAAGGGUCAGAGUUCGUCUGCUGAUAAGUUGCUGGGAAAACACUCAUCCUCUGACAUUCAACUUUGUGUGGUCUCUGAGGAGUUUGUGCAUGGAGCAGGCCAAUUGCUCCCUGGAAGCUAAGUUUUUCAACCCCAGGAUACAGAGAGAUGGCAGUCUCCAAGGGAUUAACCACAACAGGUUCAUGGUGACGGACAGAGCAGUUUAUUUAGGUAAUUUGGACUGGGUGGGGAACGAGUUUACCUACAAUGCCGGUGUAGGCCUGGUCAUCAAUCAACCCAAGGGCAUGGAGGAGAAGAACUCUACGGUGGUGGAGCAGUUCCGUGCUGCCUUCGAGAGAGACUGGUUUUCCAGUUACACCCGCUCCCUUCAGGCCAACAAGAUCCCAGUGUGUAACAAACGACAGAUGAACAGGAUGGUGACUGUCAAAGGUAGCCAGGUGGAUAACGGACCAGCACCACUGAGGAACGAGCCUAAAGAUGAUGGACAGCAUGGCACAGCAAAGAGUGAGACUGAUAUACCGGAGUCAGGGGAAGAUACUUUUCAGCCGAAAAUCCACCUUUUUGAACAGAAACAGGCACAAAUCAAAAAUAUUGUGUGGAAGGACACCAUAGAAGCCAACAGUCUGUCUUCUGAGAGCAGCGGCAGCAGUGAGAUCCUCCAUGGUCCCCUGUGACCAAACUUCAAGUAUGCUGUUGGAAAAAACACUUCCUGGGUCUUUGUAGCAUUUUGUUAUCUGCCUUUUGGAGUUAACUAAAGUAGCUUUCAGUUUCGUGGACAAAGAAACUCAGGAAAGUAUGCUUCCCUCUGAUGCUACUCAUGGACUACGUAUUGGACUUUCACACCACAAGAAUAAAGUCCAAAUCACAAAUCACAUCACCUCAUAGCACUUACAAGCAUCCAAUUAGAUUGUGCUGAUGUCAUUAGCCACCAGGGGGCAUAAUUGCAUGGUAUCUGGGGAUUGCUAUGAUAGACUCAAUUUUCUGUGUUUUUCUCUGCAUUCGCACACAAUUUCUAAGCGACGUCAAAUUGCUGGUUUAUAAUAAUAUCACAUGGCUUUGACACGUACAAGCAGGGAAGACAUUUGCAUGCUUUUGCAAAGAAAAGAGCCAUUGCAAGAUGUUUAAGCAGCCAUGAAGUAUACUCUCAAAUGACUUUACAGUCGUUAAGAGUUUUUUCUGACAUUUACACCUAUUUUACUAACUGUAUCGUCGCUGGACACAAAUUGACUGAUGUUAAAUCUACCCUUUAAAAUCAAAUGUAUCAGGGGCCACACUCUUUUUUUUUAAAUGUACUUCAUCAAAUCAGUGCAUCGUUGUGCUCUAAAUUUGUCCCUUUAGUACAUUCUUAAACCAUCAAAAUCUAAAAUCAUGUUUUUAGUACAUUAUAAGCAGCACUAAGCAGCCUAAAACACUCUUUACAGUGGCCAUACAGUAAACUGCUAUUAUUAUUAUGGUUAUGGUAUUAGUUUAUUUGGAACGUGCAUACUGUUACAAUAUUCUAUUAUUCCAAGGGUUCUUACAGACAAACAUUGCAGUCUCUGGGACCGUAAUUUGAAUUGAUUGGACAGUAUGUGCAUUUUUCCGAGAACCAAUGUGACUCUUGUCACUAUUGAUCAGUCUCUGGCACGUGACAGUCCUUUAACGCUGUUCUCCUCAUACGUUUGACACAUGGACCUGGAGUUACAAGCAGACAAUUUAGUCUGGACUAAAAUAUUUCAGUCCUUUUGAAAGACUACCAUUAUGUAAUGUUCAUUUUUAAACCUCCAACAAUAUUCAUCUAUGCACCUUUGCAGAAAAAAAAAUACAUUGUAAUGCCUUUCUUGCUAAUAUGCAAGAGGGUGGGAACAUUCAGUAUUAUUUUGCCUACACCCUUUCAGAAUCGGAUAUAUGAUUAGAUCACUAGUAACCUUUUACUGGUAUUUUCAGGAAAAUUAUGUUAUUCAAAGAUGGGACUGGGCCACUGUGGAUAUCCAGCACUAUCUAGUGGUCGCUGCGCAAAAAGCAGAAGGACAAUUCUUCAAAACAGCGUCAUAACAAUGGUAUAAAAUGAAAAUAGGAAUUUACAUCACUGGCAAAUUCCCACCCAUAAAUGUUGAUUGCUGCUGGCACAGUAUGAUUGUAUUAGUAGUAUGUCACAAUAAUUACUGUUUACUCACUGAGUCAGCACACUGGUACACACAGCUGGUCUGUUUUCCAGUCACAGUCACUGGAAUCGUCAAUGUAACUCCUAUGGAAUCAGAUACAAUCUUUAAAGUGCCACAUAAGCAAAUAAACAGAAAAAAAUACACUAUAUAGGCACAAUAAGUGUUUUUACUUAGUUGAAUCAGAAAGAAAACCUUUUAUUAACACUUUUUAACCAGCUCCACAGUGACUGUUAAAGCUUUUUGAUUAAACGUUGCCUACCUUUAUGCUGUUUUUGGCAUGUCUGCUGUCUUGCAUGCCCUGCCUUCGCUUGUGUACUGUAGAUAUGAGCCUCUCUAGUCUUAACACUAAACUAUAUAAACAUUUAAAACAGAGGAGAAGUAAUGCCUAUUUGUUUUAAUAACAUUUGUUAAUGCCCACUGUUAGAUUAUC